CGCUUUGUUUCUGCUGUAUGCGCAUUUGUUUGCAUCUUGAGAUGAACGCAUGGUUGGCAAUCGUAGUGGGAACCACGGCUGCUCGUGGACGCACAUCUCAGCAGACGUAACAUAGUUGUGGGAGUAGUGGAACAGUGCUAUGGAUGCUGCAAUUUCGAGAGAUGCAGCAGACGCUGUCCGUGUUGUUGCGAUGGACAGGGGAGAUGGCUUCGCAAGAGAGGGAGGGGGAGGGGAGGGGGAGGACCCUAUCGCGAUGUGUGACGCUGUGGGCCGGAAAAGUAGUGGAAACAGUGCUAUGGAUGCCGCAGGCAGUAAUGAUUGGCCAGCCACUGCCGAUGUUGCGAUGGUUACGCGAGGCGACGACAACGACGAAUUGCCGAGAGAGGGAGGAGAGGACCAGACCCAUAGCCUUGUCAGCCGAUGGAUCCAACUGAAAUUUGACCGGGAGCCGGAGUGUGUGUCAUUUGUCUAUCGACAAUUCAGGCGAGGAGUGGAACAAUCGACGCAUUGCGGGGGCGCUUGUGUCAACGACAAAGUGAUUCGACAAGCACCAUGCAGGAACAACUUUUUGCGCGGAAUUCGAUGGUCCCCGGAUGGUGCCUGCCUCCUGGCCAACUGCGAAGAUAACAAAUUACUCAUUUACGAUCUCCCUGAUGAGAUCGUCGAGUCCUGUGCUCUGGACUUGUCAGCAUCAGAUCUGAAGGACUCCUUCGAUCCAACGGUCGUCGUACAGGAGGGUGAGAAUGUAUAUGACUAUCAGUGGUUCCCUCUGAUGACGGCGUCGGAUCUGGCGACGUGUUGCUUUGUUUCAACCACAAGAGAGCAUCCUAUACAUUUGUGGGACGGCAUCACAGGACAAUUGCGAGGGACCUAUCGUGCGUAUGAUGAUAAAGACGAGAUCUCUGCCGCAUAUAGUCUGGCAUUUAAUCUGGACGGCAACAAGCUGUUUGCUGGGUAUGGCAAAAUGCUACGGGUGUUUGACGUAUGCCGUCCUGGGAGGCAAGACCGCGCCUUUUCGACGCGCACCAAGUCCAAGGAAGGCCAGGUUGGAAUCAUCUCCUGCUUGGCGGUGAAUCCAGAUCGAUCAGGAAUCCUCGCCGCAGGAUCGUACGACCGAUCGACGGCUCUGUAUGUUGAAGACACCAUGGAGUUGUUGUUCGUCUUACACGGACAGGUCGGAGGAGUAACCCAUAUCCAGUUUUCACGCGACGGCAAUUACCUUUACACGGGUGGGAGGAAAGAUCCCUACAUUCUCUGCUGGGACAUCAGGCAGACAUCAGGCAUAGUGUAUUGCAUGGAGAGGGUGACAGGCACGACCAAUCAGAAGAUGGUGUUUGACAUCGAACCGUGUGGCCGCCAUCUGGCGACCGGAGGAGAGGAUGGGAAGAUCAGAUUGUUCGAUCUUCAGGUGGGACAGCAGGUGAGCUCCUACAGGGGUGCAAACGACACAGUCAGUGGGGUUACUUUCCAUCCUUGCCUCCCCGUCGUUGCGUCGUGUUCGGGCCAAAGACGGUUCAAAUGCAGUGCAGAAGACGACGAGGAUCGUAGAAGAGACGACCCGGGUGGUGGGAUGUUUUGGGAGAUUGAUCAGCCAGUUGCUAUCGGCACGUCGAGUCCAAUGGAGAAUUGUAUUGCACUAUGGCGUUUUCCGUUUUCAUGGUAUACUUUGGCAGAGCAACCGAUGUUGCUGACUGCGGGGGCGGCGGAAGCAGAAGACGGGAGGUGGGAGCUUAAGACGACGAUGCAAUUGGCUUGCUUUGCGAUGAAGGGUGAAACGACCAUGCAGGAAUCCGCGGCGCAUCCUUCGUCCACAUCAGUGAUCGAGCGAGCCUAUUCGGCAUUGCUCGUUGAUGUUGGGGGCACGCUUCUCGAGACUGCAGAGCCCGUGGAGGUCGCAUAUGCUCGUAUCGGAGCGAAGUAUGGUGUCCGUGUUUCAAAGGCGGAGAUCAAGCAAGGUUUCAGGAAGGCGUUCUCGGAGCCAUGGCAGCAACGGCUCCGCUUUGAGGGCAAUGGGAAACCUUUUUGGCGUUAUGCUGUAGCACUGGCCACCGGGUCUUCCGAUGAGAGGCUGUUUGAAGAACUCUACCAGCAUUAUGCGAGCGUGCAUGCUUGGAAGCUUGCGGAUGGUGCGGCUGAUGCACUUUUGCGGCUUCGCGCUUCUGGCGUGAAAUUGGGUGUUGCGUCCAACUUUGACAGUAGGCUGAGACCUUUGCUUCAACAGCUUGGCAUUCACGAUGUGUUCGACACGAUCAUUGUGUCCUCAGAAAUUGGUCACGAGAAGCCAUCGCUGGAAUUCUUUAGGAAAGCACUAGAGUGCCUGCACAUUGAGAAUCCCUCUACGGUUGUGCACGUCGGCGAUGAUCCUAUUGCCGAUAAGCAAGGGGCCAACAAUGCAGGAAUAGAUUGCUGGUUGUGGAAGAUAGAUGUGCUGUCCUUUUCAGAGAUUGCAGACAGAAUACUUGGCCCCAAGAGAGGAUCAGCAGUCAUCAUCUCUCCAGAUACUUGAGUCCUGUGAGUGAGGCACACACAAUUCACCUAUUAUUUCAUGGAACGAGUUCUGUUUUGGUGAUUACCUCAUGCUGCACACCCACAGACAAACACACACACACACACACACACACACACACACACACACACACACACACACACACACACACAGGCAAAGAAGAUAGAAGGGGACAUGAGGGAUAUGUUGCUUGCUAUAGAGGUUAAGCUGUCUCAUUGUUGGGUUGGCUCACCUUUAGUGUGCUUCAUUGUCUGCAAUAGAGGUAAAAAGCUGCUUCGAUUGUGCACCACCCCUGUUUGCUGCUAUUUUUGGAAUGAUAGUGAUUUUUUUUGUUUUUGUUUUUUUUGACCAUUUAAAUCAAGGGUCAGAUUAGGAAAAAAAGUAUUUGAAACUUCAGAAGUGCAGAGAGAGAGAGAGAGAGAGAGAGAGAGAGAGAGAGAGAGAGAGAGAGAGAGAGAGAGAGAGAGAGAGAGAGACCAGUGCUGGAGGGUGCUGGGGGUUGCUGGUGGGUUCCUGUGGCGCCGGGGGAUCCUGCAGAAGGGUUGGGAGCGCUGAUCAGGGAAAAUUCUGUGCUGGUCGAUUCGGUAGGUCGCUCUCGCCGUGUGAGUACCCCCCGCCCCCCGACCCAGCAUCAAACAAAAAACAAAGCGGCCUAGCUCAG
Molecule: messenger RNA, 3167 nt
Organism: Chara braunii
Lineage: Eukaryota; Viridiplantae; Streptophyta; Charophyceae; Charales; Characeae
Source: the annotation of a GenBank genome assembly